This is a messenger RNA of Mya arenaria, 1512 nucleotides long. Its product is annotated as 39S ribosomal protein L45, mitochondrial-like. NCBI's taxonomy places the organism in Eukaryota, Metazoa, Mollusca, Bivalvia, Myida, Myidae. Bases 23 to 1078 code for a protein of 351 amino acids. The record is from RefSeq and is a predicted model, not a curated record. Gene Ontology annotation, cellular component: mitochondrion. The transcript is spliced from 8 exons.
ACCUGUUGCCUGCACUAUUAAAAUGGCUGCCUCCAUGAGAAGGUUGUUUGCGCAGAAAAGCAACUGCUUAGGUCUGAAAAGCCUGUUAGAUGAUCUGUCAUCAACCCCGGCCUACAACUAUGUUCCUGUGUUGUUCAACACAAAUUCAAGUAAACACUAUGAUCUCAAGUGGAGGGUGAAGAGGAGAGAGAAAACAGCUUAUUACCCAAAAGACAGAGAUCAACGAAUGAAACUGCAGGAAAAAAUCGCAAAUAACCACAACAUACAGUCGUAUCAGUCCCAGAGAUCGCCACAGUUUCAGAUCACUCUGCAAGAGUCAAGAAUGGUUUUUGACAGAUUUGUUCCAAUAGAAUAUGUGGAUAAUUCCAUAAUGACAAAUGUGGAGAAAGUGUACACAAGAGUAAGCAACACCAAAGUGAAGGUGAAUCAGAUGAGAGCUAAAAGGCAGAUUAAAAAGUAUGAACCAAACUUCAACAUGAAAACCAUCGGGGACGAACUCGUGGAGAUAUACAUAGAAGCUCACAAUCUCCUGCCAAAAUACAGAGCCAAUAUGCAGCGGUUUACCGAUUUGGUGACUACACAUUGUUUGGAGAAAAUGUCACACUUGACUGCCUUGAGAACAAUCCGAUGGCAAUAUAAUGAAGCGUUGGAGCGCCCCAAGGUGGUAAACGUGUCUUGCCAACCUGGCUAUGUGGAGGGCAAUUACAUCGCUCAGGUCACGCUCAGAAUGCACUCAAAACAGACCCUUGCCAUUUAUGACCAAUUUGGAAGGAUUAUGUAUGGUAACGAAAACCAUCCCACGAACGUUCUAGAGUUCAUUGUGUUCGAGAAAAACAUUUCUGACCUGUACGGUCGAUGGAAGGUUCACGAUAAGGUCGUGCCUAAAUGGCUGACUCUUAAACAGGAAUUACAUAAUAGUAAGAGGAUUACAGAUGAUGAGGCCAGGGCAUUUGAAGAUAUUAUGGAAGAAGAGGCACAAAAACAGAAAGAAGAAGAAAAGGCGAAAAAAAAGGCAGAAAAAAAGGCAGAAAAAGAGGCGGAAAAAAUAAGAAACUUAAAGAAAAUGAGAACAGUUUAAAGUUUGAUGAUUAAAUGCUUCAUGCUUAUAGCAUCAAACGUUGUGAUGAAUUGUCUUUAAAUGUUUGUCAACUUCAGAAAUGAGCAUUUAAGGCAUUUUGAAUAUAGAAAAUAUGGUAUAAUACAUUCAAAUUGUCGACUAAUUCUGUUAUUAAACAAUAAAACAAGCCUUUUUCUGUUUUAUCUUUCAAAGUUUUGCUAUCAUGUUUCUUUUAUUACCAAAAAUAAUUACAUGAAUGUUAUAAGCAUUAACAAUCAUAUUAGAAAUUAUAGCUCUGACUUAAAACAAUUGAUUUAAAUGUUUCAUCCUUAACAAAAAUCAACAUGCAAGUGUUCUCAGAAGAAAGGGUCGUCUUAGAUGAAAACGUCAGUGGGAACUAUUUUUGCCAAUUUUGUUUUUGAUGAACACAAUAAAAUAAAUGAGAAAAAUUCUGA